GCUAAAUUAUCUUAACGAAGAAGAAUGACUAGAAUUUCUAUGGAAACGACAACUACCUGAUUUUGUGUCAACUUGUAGCUGUUUUGUACACCCCUCACAUCUUAGCUUGUUUCUUUUCUGGUUACAAACAUUAAGCGUGUCUUUGUAACAACCCUACAUUGAUACGGAGGGUGUGCUGUUUCGUUUUUAGACUCGUAGCUUCGUGGGUAUUUUAUUUUGCUUCUCAUGGCGGACUGUUGGAACACAGAUACCGGAGACGCUGUGUAUCGGUCCCGGGAUGCUGUCAAAAACCUGAGAAUAAAGGUGCGUAUAGAAAGGGUGACGUCUUCAGCUGCCCUCUCUCAACAUCUCCAGCAUCAGGUGUUGUCCCAGCAGGGCAGAAGGGACAUUGAACUGGAGACCCUCACAUCACAAGUCCAGACAGCUGAUAAUGAAGAGGAGGCAGUGGUGGGCUGGCAGGAGAAACUCUUCAGCCAGUAUGAAAUGGAGCUGUUUCAGAACGAAGCAGUAUGCCAAACACCCUUGGACCGGCAGUAUCAUUCUGAAAUCAACGCCCUUAAAAAGUCCAAGGGACGGCACAACUGCAGAAUUUUCACAUAUACAGAUCAUGACCGCUACACCAACUGCCUUCCACUCAACCAACUGCAGCAAACUGACUUACUGUCCACGAAAAAAUCCAGCCCCACCUUUCUGGCGGAGAGGAUGGCCAGUGUGAGACACAGGCGUCAAGAAAGACGUACAAUGGACAGCAGCAUCCCAAAGUCAAGAAUCAUCAACUGGGAGCCAACAGAGGAGUUUGUGAAGAGCAGUCAUAUUGUGAACAAUGCCAUGCAAACCAUGCAUAUCAUGGGAGACCUGGGCCCACCUGGGAGGCUGGGCCAGAAGGAGAAUGAGUGUUUGCUGGUUACCAUAAAAACAGAUGGCAGUGGCACAGUCAUUAUAAAACCUGACUUCAAUAAAGGCAGAGAGCCCUACAGGAUCGUGUCAGAGGGCGAGAAGCGAGAAGUUUGGCGUCUCACUUUGGAGAACGUGUCGGCAGCCAUGAAACCAGAGGAUAAAGAAAGAGAGGAGAGCAUGUACAAAGAUCUGUAUGCGAGGCACAAGGAGUACCUCAGUAGUCUUGUUGGACAGGACUUUGAAAUGCCCGCUGUUGGUACGCUACGUUACCUGAUGGAUGGAGAGAUCGUCUCGGCUAAAGGAUUUGAGUAUGAUAACUUACACGUCCACUUCGUCCUGGAUCUUCCCAAUAAUUGGUCCAGCUCAAUGCCCCAGUUUCUGUCAGGGGUUACCCAGACUUGUCGAACCAAAUCACUGGGGAAGGAAAAUGUGGCUUUCUUCAGUUACCCCUUCAACUUUGAGAUUUUUUACAAGAGUGAGAAAGAGAGUGAAGAGCUAAUUCCCCAGUGGCCAGUGCUUUACUUCAAAGUUCUUUCUCUUGACCUGUGGGGGCGCUAUCGUAUUGAAGGCUAUGGUUAUCUGCUUUUUCCAGCUAUUCCUGGUAAGCACACCAUGACCUGUCACACAUGGCGACCUCUUCAGAUGGGGACGGUCUCUGCAUUGAGACGCUUUUUUAUCGGAGGUUCUGCAGAGAUUGAAGAUCACAGCUAUGUCAGAAUACCAGGGACCUUCAAGGGAGACAGGCUGAGUCGUUUGGGCUUCUGCAGUCUAACCUCAGGAAGUGUCACAUUUAAUCUGAACUGCAUCCAACAAGCCAGGGCCUUUGUUGACGCUGCCAUUCAGAAAAAGAGGAGGCAGAAAGUCAUCGACCAGCUGGGAGGAUUUAGUCAGCAGGGAGAUGUUUGCAAUGUUCUGGAGGCCUUUCAAAGAGCAUACAAAAAGCUACAAGAGGCCAGAGAAACGUUCCCACAAAAAGCCAUCAACUCUACUUCCCAACUCGAGCUGGAAUUUUCUGCAUAAAAACCAAAAACACACUAAAACUGACAUUUCAAGAUGCAUUUUAGAUCCUGCACAAGCUUCCAAAACUGAAAAGUUUGUCUCAAGUCAUCUUCUGUUCUUCUCAGACUGUAACUGACAUUUUAUUGACAAAUGUUAUUAACUUAAAAAAUCAUCAGAAACGAUUUAUUACACCAACAUUAGGAGAUGGAGCAUAACACUUGUCUAAUAAAUGUACUAUAAUACCAGCAGUUUUUUUUU
Molecule: messenger RNA, 2154 nt
Organism: Nothobranchius furzeri (turquoise killifish)
Lineage: Eukaryota; Metazoa; Chordata; Actinopteri; Cyprinodontiformes; Nothobranchiidae
Gene: mks1
Product: MKS transition zone complex subunit 1
Biological process (GO): cilium assembly
Cellular component (GO): MKS complex
Source: RefSeq, a predicted model, not a curated record